Cordyceps militaris CM01 is the source of this 2217-nucleotide messenger RNA. RefSeq lists its product as uncharacterized. The record is from RefSeq and is a predicted model, not a curated record. The transcript has 4 exons. Lineage: Eukaryota; Fungi; Ascomycota; Sordariomycetes; Hypocreales; Cordycipitaceae. Gene Ontology annotation, molecular function: RNA polymerase II cis-regulatory region sequence-specific DNA binding; DNA-binding transcription factor activity, RNA polymerase II-specific; zinc ion binding. Bases 1 to 2217 code for a protein of 738 amino acids. Gene Ontology annotation, biological process: regulation of transcription by RNA polymerase II; DNA-templated transcription. Gene Ontology annotation, cellular component: chromatin.
AUGACGGCGACGUUGUUCGAACCUUCAUUCUCGGACGAGCAGGUCCUGGGUCACGACUUGCCUGUGGCACCAGCAGCCAUGGGCUAUUCUGAGGUCCUGCCGGAUGAUUCUGGAACCGUGAGACAACAACCAGAGCCAGCUUGGUGGUCACAGGCGGCCCUGGACCUCUUUAUUGGAGUGGCAGACUUUUAUCCAGCAUACAGCAGUCCCUCGGCCUGGGCCUGGCAAUCUCCAACUGACCCUCUCGACAUAGCUACAGCGCCGCUCUCACCCAUGGCAUCUACAGCCACGGCCGCCGCCCCGUUCGGUUUCGCCUUUGACGCGGUCCCGCACGAGAGCGGCCUGCAGAGGCCAGACUCGCAGCUGUAUAGCAUGAAUUCUACAUGCGCCGCGACUACUUCUAACGAAUCCAACGAGACGAAAAGUCACGAGGAAUCCCAGUACGUGGUAGCCUCCGUGGGCAGACUGCCACCACCAUCGUCUGGACUUGGGCAGCCUCCACGAGCGACGAAGAGUCUUCCGGCGUUGACCGGCGGACCAGACGUAACUAUAGAGCCCUAUCCUCUUCACUUUUCGCUGCCUUCAACUACACCUGCCACCCGCGAAAAAUUGGAAAAUUGCCUGCGACUGCCUUUAAUGCAGAACCUAUGGGCACACAUGUCGAUAGCGCAAUUUCCGUCGGGGCCGCAACUCGACUACCUCGUUGAUCUAUAUUUUGCCAACUUUGACAUGCUUCUGCCAAUGAUUCAUCGACCUACGUUCGAUUCGGGCACAUAUCCGAUUCUGACCCUGUCCAUGUGCGCCAUCGGUGUUCUUUAUUCCGGAUUCGACAACGCGCACGGAUUCAGCAAGGCACUCUGUGAGCUUUUGCGACGCUUGUUUGUAUGCUUGAGCGAACAGAACGCGAUAGUGACGCGCAGUUACGAGUUCCUGGCGGCACAAACGCUGCAGUCGGUUCUAAGCAACAGCAGUAGCGGAAGACGCCUGUUUGAGUUUGGCGACAAUAACCGGAGCUUUGUCGUUGCCAGCGCACGCGCGGCGGGCUUGCCGCACCUGUCCUUGGCCGAGAUGAACGUCGACAUGCCGUCCUCGACCAGUCACUGGGAGGCCGAAUCUUGGCGCGCCUGGGCGUCAUUGCAGCCCUGGACCAACGGCGCACCUCCGAGAGACGCGCCCUUCCGAGAGACCUUGGACCGCCUCGUGGCGCGGCAUUCAAACACUAACCCAGGGCUCAAUGGCUCUCCCAACCCCUCGGCCACAGCAAACCCGCGCAUGGCCGCGGAGAGUGAAGAAACGGAAGAAUUCCACCUCAUUCUCAUGGCCACGACCUUGUUGCGCACAGUCUGGAACUACCGUCAUCGGAUGCAGUCGCAGCAAUGUCCGGCUCCGAUGCCCGAGCUGUUCACGCCCUCUGUCUCUGCCCACGACAUGGACACGGCGCUGUCUCUGCUGACAAGUCUCGCAACCAGCACCCCGCUGCAAUCUAUCGCGCGUGCGUCCGGGGUUGAAAUUCAGGAUGCUGGCGUGCAGUCUUUUCACGGGCUCCGUGGCCUGCAUGAGGAGCGGCGAUAUUUCGGCUUGGUGCACAGAACCAGAAUCUCGCUCGUCGCGCAGAUCAUCGCUGCGGACCAGGUGAGCAGCCACCUGGAUGCCGAAUGGCAUAGAGGAGCAGCGUCGGGAGACGGCCAUGCGCGAGAGGUUGCGACAGAGCGGCUGCGUGCAUGGGGAGAGGCACAUCCCCUCGAAACCCGUCGCAUGGCCCGGAUCGGCGCCCAGCUGCUGGCCAUCUCCAGGCUGUAUCCAUACCACAUGCCGCGCGAGCCCUACGAUGCGUUUCGCGCCGGGCUGCUGCUGUGGACCAUGGCGCCUCUCAUUCGAGCCGCCGCCCUGACAGCUUCCUCGCAAGCACCAUCCGGACGCGCGGCCACCCCGCGACAAGUGUGCCAGCUAGACUGGCUCGGCGACCACGACACGCCCGAGGGCACCACUCUGCAAAACUGGAUUGACCACGGCGGACACCGUUUUGUGCUUCGGAUGCAUGAGAUACCCGACAUAUGCACAAGGCAGGGCAGUCGCCAGAUUCUCGUCAGCACGUCAAAGGUGCUUCAGAAGCUCCAUGUCUGGGGCGCUUCGGAGGUGUAUCGGGAUAUUGUGCUGCGAGCCUUGCGCGAGGAUGAAAGGGCGCACCUGGAUGAGAAUACGGCGGUAGGCACGUAG